AUGACCUCAAGGUCAAACAUUACUCUAUACACCUGUCAGAAAGAAUUUCCAAAUACUUUUAAUAUUCUUAAUAAUACAUUGGUGUGUACUUACUGUGAACAUUCAGUUAGUUGGAAGCAAAAAGUCAGUAUUACCACUCAUGUUAAUUCUAAAACCCAUUUAAAAAACAAAAAAAAUUAUGAAAUAGCAGCUCAACAUAGACAGUCUCAAACUUUGGAGGAUUCUAUAUCC
Molecule: messenger RNA, 231 nt
Organism: Cetraspora pellucida
Lineage: Eukaryota; Fungi; Glomeromycota; Glomeromycetes; Diversisporales; Gigasporaceae
Source: the annotation of a GenBank genome assembly